CCGCCAUCUAUUGGAGACGUUUGGAAACUGCACCCAAACUUUGGCCUAUCUGUAUUUGGACGUGAACAAUCCCUAUUUUGCACUAUUUACUCCGAAGGACAGAGCUUUUGAAAUGGGCACUCUGAAAAUCCAACAUCACAAAAUCAUGGAUUCAGUGGAAAUCAGAGUCUCCUCGCACAAUCACGAGCACCGAUGAGUCCUCUAAUGAAUCCAACAGGACAGACCAAACUUACGGCUAUGUGGCCUGUGUGUUUUCAAUGCUGUUGUAUGGAAGUAAUUUUGUUCCUGUUAAAACGAUAGAUGCUGGAGAUGGAAUGUUUUUCCAGUGGGUAUGCUGCUCGGCUAUAUGGUUUGUUGGGCUGGUUGUUGACAUGUUGUUUCACCCAUCAAGAGCCCAUCCAGCAGCCAUGCUCGGUGGAGCAAUUUGGGCCACUGGAAAUAUAACAGCUGUCCCAGUUGUGAAGUUUAUUGGCCUUGGACUUGGAAUUUUGCUUUGGGGAUCCAGUGGUUUGCUAAUGGGAUGGGCAAGCUCAAGGUAUGGCUGGUUUGGGUUGCAUCCAGAGGAAAUAUCCAAACCGAUACUUAAUUAUUGUGGAGCUGGCCUUUGUUUGCUCAGUGCCAUCAUAUUUUUCUUUGUGAAAAGUGAUGUUCAGAAACGUUCAUCUACUGAAACCAUGCCUUUGUUGAUUGAUGACAGGAGGUUUAAUCCUGACAGCACAAGCACCAAUGAUUCAUGGGUGGACACGAUUUCACCAAGGAGUAAGAGAGUGUUUGGCUGCAUCUUGGCCGUAUUUUCAGGUGUCCUUUAUGGCUGUUCUUUCGUGCCUGUUUUCUAUAUUAAAGUCCAUGCCAAAACCAAUUCCAGUAUGUUCACUGGUUCCAGUCAAAAUGAAAUUGACUACUGCUUUGCCCAUUACAGUGGAAUUUUCCUCACGAGCACGGUUUAUUUUCUUGCUUACUGUGCAGCCAUGAGGAACCGGCCUCGGAUCUACCCCAGAGCCAUCUUGCCUGGUUUCUUAAGUGGUUUGAUGUGGGGACUGGCCACAUAUGCCUGGCUUAUAGCAAAUUACUACCUUGGUGCUGUGAUCACAUUCCCUAUAAUUAAUGCUGGUUAUGGUUUAGUAGCUGCUCUCUGGGGGAGUGUGGUAUUUAAAGAGGUCAAAGUAGGGUAUCGGGAACUUGCUGAUGUUUGCUUUUGCAUCUCUUGCUGUCGUGGCUGGCUCCUGCUUAACCGCGUAUUCAAAGAUUUGAGUCUGUACAUUAUAUUACCACAAGGUGGCGAUGGCGGAAUAAGUUUUGAACAAAAAAUCAUCCCAGAUUUGCAACCCCUAAUAGUUUUAUCAUCUGACAUAUUGUUUCCCCAGCUGCUAAUAGACCUUUAUCUAAAUGUAAUUGCUGUCAAAAUGUGUUGUGUAAUGUCACACGUUUAUUUAUUUGAAUUAAAACAAAUUCAUCCUCUUGGAGAGCACAAUACGGCAUUACAUUUACUGCUAUAUUUAUACUUCACUGUAAAUUGAUUUCACUUAUAAAUGCAUUUGUCAAAACAACGUUUGUUUACAUACAGCUUCUUCCUGGCAACACGAGCUAUUGUUGUUUGUUUCCUGGCAGACCUAAUGGUUAAUGAUCUUCUUUCCUGUUUUCCAUGCACAUUUAAGACUUUGUACUCUUGUCCUGCAAUAUUGUAUUAAAAAUUUGUGAUAUUC
Messenger RNA from Misgurnus anguillicaudatus (oriental weatherfish), 1703 nucleotides. Lineage: Eukaryota; Metazoa; Chordata; Actinopteri; Cypriniformes; Cobitidae. The record is from RefSeq and is a predicted model, not a curated record.